UCCUCCAUUUCCACAGCACAAUCCCUUCACUCUACAAUCUCAAUUAAACCUAACCCUACCUACAUCUUCUUAAUUCCAUUGAUCACAUACAUACAUACAUGCAUAUAUAUAUAUAGAGAGAGAGAGAGAGAGUAGCAACUAGCUAGAACAGCCCUUAUUGAUAUAUUGAAUAACAAUCAGCCAAAAAAUAAAGAUUCAAGUAUAGUUAGGCAUCAAUCUUUAAUUUUUAAUAUAUAUAUAUAUAUAUAUAUUCAUGUGUGGAUAUCAUACCAAAGAUUGAUUGGCACUAGUGAUCCAAUUUUAUGGCCAUUGCUGCCAUGGACAACAAUCAUAAUAAUCCCAAUCAUAGCAGCGCCGCCACCGCCGCCACCGCCGGCCAAGACGCCGGAAGCAAGCACGAGCACGAUCACGAAGACACCGACGCCGUCAUGCCGGGAUUUCGAUUCCACCCGACGGAGGAGGAGCUCGUCGAAUUCUACCUCCGGCGAAAGAUCGAGGGCAAGCGCUUUAACAUUGAGCUCAUCACCUUCCUCGACCUCUACCGCUACGACCCUUGGGAGCUCCCAGCCUUGGCGGCCAUAGGAGAGAAGGAAUGGUAUUUUUAUGUGCCGAGGGAUCGAAAGUAUAGAAACGGAGACCGGCCUAAUCGUGUGACUACAUCGGGGUAUUGGAAGGCGACCGGCGCCGAUAGGAUGAUUAGAAGCGAGAAUUCAUUGUCCAUCGGCCUCAAGAAAACCCUAGUUUUCUACUCGGGUAAGGCUCCGAAAGGUAUCCGGUCUAGCUGGAUCAUGAACGAAUACCGGCUGCCUCACCACGAGAUCGAACGCCUCCAAAAGGCGGAGAUAUCCCUAUGUCGAGUCUACAAAAGAGCCGGCGUCGAAGAUCAUCCCUCCCUCCCGCGAACCCUCCCGACAAAGGGCUCAUCAUCGUCACAGCCGCCCCAAAGGCGAGCCGUGAAGAUGAAUGCCCCGAGCUAUGGAGGAUCUACUCACGAUCCAAGAGACUUAAAAAUAAACGAGUCGAGUCCGAGCAGCACCACCACCACCGAUCUCGCCCUCUCGCACAUCAACAUCAACAACAAGAACAAUGCUCCUCAAAUCACGCCCCCCGCCGGAAUCUUCUCAGCCAGCUUGCCCCAUGGCGCCAUCAUCGACGACCUCCACAAGCUCGUCCACACUUGCAACAACCCUCAUGAUCACCACCACUCUGAACAAACCCCGCUUAUAAUGUCGCAGUUUGCCGGCCAGCCGGCGAUUCCGGCGGCAUUUUCCGACAGGUUGUGGGAUUGGAAUGGGGUUCCGGAGGUAGCCAAGGAUUACACAAACUUCUUCAAGUGAAUUUUGUGACUUUUUUUUACAGUGGUUGGUUGAUCAUUGAUAGAGAGAGAAAUGUCAUACAUAUAUCUAUAUAUGUAUCUAUUGUUUAUGUAUUUGUGCAUGUAUAUUACUACCAUAUUUGAAUCUUGAUGGAUUCAUAUAUUGUCAUGCCUAAUUAUUUUGUCUGCUCAUAAUUUACACGUACAAACAGGGGUGUGUGUUUGCGAGUAAAGGUUUUUUUGUUGAGAUU
This is a messenger RNA of Andrographis paniculata, 1566 nucleotides long. Its product is annotated as NAC domain-containing protein 35-like. The record is from RefSeq and is a predicted model, not a curated record. NCBI's taxonomy places the organism in Eukaryota, Viridiplantae, Streptophyta, Magnoliopsida, Lamiales, Acanthaceae. Gene Ontology annotation, molecular function: DNA binding. The transcript is spliced from 3 exons. Gene Ontology annotation, biological process: regulation of DNA-templated transcription. The coding region runs from base 303 to 1337 and encodes 344 amino acids.